AUGGAGCCAAUAAGACGGAUAACGAGGAGUUUUCCUGUUGUCGUCCUAGCCUCGAUGCUUUUGUGUCAGUUUACCCCGCAAGGAUGGUCCUUUCCAUUGGCGACAUCUACCCCACGAAGGUUGCCAUCCAGUUCUACGUUCGCUACGUCGACAGAGGCAGUAGACGAUUCGGAUGUAAUAGACUCUAUCAAUCUGGGUCGAUCCGACCUAGCAAAGUAUUUUGACUUUCCACUUGACGAUUGGCAACUGCAAGCUGGGGGAGAAAUUCUGAAGGGCAACAACAUUAUCGUUUGUGCACCGACAGGAGCGGGCAAGACCGUGUGUGGUGAAAUGGCUCUUCAUGCAGCAUAUGAUAAAGACUUAGAUGGAGUCUAUACGACGCCUCUCAAGGCACUGUCGAACCAGAAGUAUUCAGAGCUUCGUCAGCGGUUUGGUGCUAAACAUGUUGGGUUAUCUACAGGAGAUGUUUCCAUCAAUCGCCAGGAAGCCCGAUUGACAGUCAUGACAACGGAAGUAUACAGGAAUAUUGCUUGGCGAUCUACUGGGUCUGUUGAUCCUGCCAUAGAAACAGGAAGCAAAACAAAUGAUCUCAAGAAGAAUGCUGUGGUAGUUUUGGACGAGCUUCACUACAUGGGAAUUCCUGGUAGAGGUGGAGUUUGGGAGGAGUGUAUCAUCACUUCACCACCGCACACGCAGAUCAUUGGUCUGUCGGCAACAUUACCGAAUGCUCGUCAGCUUGCAGAUUGGAUGGAAGCAGUAACAGGAAGAAAGACGAUUCUAAUUGAUGCACCAGGUGCACGUCCCGUACCUCUAAAGUACAUGUUCGCUACUAAGGAAGGGAUGUACCCAUUGUUUCGAAAUCCUGAUGCAGGUCCCGGCUCUAAGCUUGGCCUUCUUGGAUACCGAGAUGAUGGGAUAUCACGAAGCAUGGAUUCGGACUCAAACUCUUCAAAGAAGGGCGUUCUCACUGAUUUGGAUGACCUAAUCGACGAGAAACUCCCUCGAGGAUUGCAAACAAAUCCAGCCCUGGAAAAGUUGGCGCAAAGAAGGAUGCAACGGGUAAACGAAGCCUUGGACAGGCAACGGGAAAAGUACAGCCGUGUUAUUGAUGAUUUUGAUGAUUGGGACUUCAAUGGUGGCAGAGGCAGAGGACGACGCUCGUCUGGUAAUCGAAGAAUGUCAAAUCGUGAAGAACGAAGGGAAAAAGACCGCUUGUUGAAACGGGAAAUGAGAAAAUCUGUUCCCUCGCUCCCUGUGUUGCUCGAGAGACUGAAGGAAAAGGACUUGCUGCCGGCAAUUUUUUUCAUCUUUUCCCGAGCAGGAUGCGACCAGGCAGCUGAUAAUAUCCGAAGCGCAUACAAGAGACCCCGUGAUCCAUUUCGGGAUGUUGACUUUGAUUCUGCAGAAGAAGAAUCCAACAUCAAGAAGAAAAACAAAAAGAAAAAUCCCAAGAAAAAGAGUUCGAAGGACGGUAUUGUGGAAGAUGGCGAUGGAAGGAAAUUCCGAAUGUCCAGCGAUAAUAUCAACGAAGGCACAUUCAUUUCAUUGAUGGAAGAAAGACAAGCAAUAAUCAGUGAAGAUGAUUUAGCAUCGGCGUCCCCGUUUCGCUCUGAGAACUGGAACUUCUACAGUACUUCAGGACUUCUUACGUCGAAAGAGGUGGAAACCGUAGCAAGACGCGUCGCUCAGUUCAAUGCUGAUAAUGAAGAGAUUGCGUUUGCAGAAAAUGUGAUCGAACAGUUACUGUUCGGAGUUGGUUCGCACCACGCAGGCAUGCUCCCUGCUCACAAAGCAUUUGUCGAAACACUUUUCCGAGCGAAUCUGAUGAAGGCCUGCUUUGCAACGGAGACUUUAGCGGCAGGAAUCAACAUGCCUGCUCGUACCACGGUUGUUUGCGCUCUAGCAAAACGUGAUGGGAGCGGAAUGAACCUCCUUGAGACUUCUAACAUGCUUCAAAUGGCCGGGCGAGCAGGUCGUCGUGGUAUGGAUACAUCUGGUACAUGUGUGAUUGUAGCAACUCCAUUUGAAAGCCACGAUGCUGCAGCUCUGAUCCUAACGAACCCUAUCAAGCCAAUAACAUCCCAGUUUAGACCAUCCUAUUCAUUGGCGGUUAAUCUCAUAUCCAGGGGGGGAGGAAAGCUGGACGUUGCUAAGCAGCUUGUUAGUAAGUCAUUCGCCAUGUGGGAGAAGCAGCAAACGGAGAAAAAAAUGACAAAGGCUUCGGAGGAAGGAGGUCUUGGAAACAUUGUUCGUUCAGUUGCAGAGGAUCGUUUCUUGUCCCUGCUGAUGGAGGUAUUGGAAAGAAAUGUGAAGAUGAAAAAUGCGAAGCACGACGCUGCGUACUUGGAAUUCAUAGUGGGUAUUUUCAAAGACCGGGAGCGCUUGAAAAAGACGUCGAAGGAGUACGAGGCGGCUGCCCUCUCCUUGGAUCUGGAAGAGACAACUUUGGGCUGUCUCGAGUUGGAACUGAAGGAUGCCAUUGCAGCAAAUCCGGCACUUGCUGAUGGCGAGUCCGCAACCGAGGACGAAAAAUAUAUUUUGGAACAAGUCGACGAGCAGCGCAAAAGAGUUGACAAAGUAGGAAAGCGAGUGCGAAAGCAUGUCUUCGCGUCGCUAGCUACAAUUGGAAAUGGACUCAUGGUGGAAAAUGACGAAGACUGUCAGCUCCUAAGUGACACUUUCAAGUCGAUGAAGCCAGGCAACCCAGAGCUUCAAGCGGAUGAUUUUGUCAGCUUGGCAAAGUCGGGACUAGUUGUCAAGAGAAAACUCCGAAAGCUUGCAAAGACUAUGCCUGACGCAACUCCAGAGUCGCUUCUGCUGGAAGCUUCCAAUGUCAUUGAAAUUAAGGACGGAACCUGGGACGACAUGCUUGCCAUCACAAAAACACUGACGGCGUUUGGAUGCCUGGAAACUACAAAUAAGACAAAGUCUGACGUGUUUGACGACAUUGAAGAUCAAGUGUUUGACGUAACUCCUGCCGGGAUAGAUGUUGGUAUGUUGAGUUUUGAAAACUCACUGUGGGGCUUUGUCGCAAUGGGCGGUACAUGGGAUGUGAUGGGAAUGUCUGCGUCGUAUGAUGAGUUCAAUUCAGCCAUGACAUCGUUUGAAAGAGACAUGGACUUCUAUGAUGAUGAUGAAUCAAAGAAAGAAGAGUCAUCAUCGAUGUCAGCCCCUCACAUUGAAGCUGAGGAUCUUGUGAAUCAACUGCUAAAUCUUUCGCCUUCUGAGAUGGCUGGAUAUGUCAGCUGUUUAGUAUGCGGGGACACUGCAAGAUCAAGUCUAUCUUCAAUGGAUGUAUUCACAAGGCUUGUGCCCCGGCAGCAAAGAUCAAUUCAGGUCCUUCUUGACUCCACCGAUCGAUUAAUGGAUGUGCAACGACAAUUCGAAGUAGACGCAAAAGCUUCCAAUUGCCAAUUUGACGUCACCCAUUGUGAAGUUGUCACCCAGUGGGCAGAAGGAUGCACGUGGAGUGAAGCUCUAGAAAUGUCUGGUGCUGCACCAGGGGACUUGACCAGAAUUAUUGGUCGAGCAUUGGAUGCAGUCCGACAGUUUGGAAGUCUCAAGUACACUCCCUUGCGCAAAUCAGAUACAGGCGACGCGAUUGUCGAUCCCUUUUCUCGAGGCAUCCACCCAGAGCUUCGUCGAAAGUGCCGUGAAGCAGCCAAGGCUAUGAACCGGUACCCUGUCAAGGAUCCAUUGCCAUUUGAAGCCGAAGCGGAGGACGAACCAUCUGAAGACGAGGAAGAAACUGGAGAUACCGAGUCCAGCGAUGAUUCAAUAGAGGAGUCAAACGAAUCUCUUGUCGAUGACGAAGGACAAGUUGAUUUGGAUGACGUCGACAGCCGAACAGUAUAA
Molecule: messenger RNA, 3855 nt
Organism: Cylindrotheca closterium
Lineage: Eukaryota; Bacillariophyta; Bacillariophyceae; Bacillariales; Bacillariaceae
Source: the annotation of a GenBank genome assembly